CACACACACAAACACACGCAUUGCGCAUAGCCUUGCUUGCUUGCUUGGCUGGGCCUUCCCCCACACCCACACACCACCACCACCACCACCGCUUUUCGCCGACACUUUGUUGUUGUUGUCACAUUUCACAAGCACGAAUCACACUCUCUGUCUGUGCUUGUUUGCGUUCAUUUUUUUUCCUGCAUCCCCCAACCUCCUUUUGUCAUCAUCGCCAUCCCCGCUGUGCCGCAAGUCACCCGGCAACCGCCUCCGUCACACAGCAACGCGCGCCCCCUCCAGUCAAUCAUCCGCACGCACAACACACAACACACACACAACCGAAACACAAACUUGCACCCAACCAGCCCAGCAAAACACAGCAAAGAGCAAAGAAGCCAGCCAGGCAGCAGCAGCAGUCGAAAGUGACACACCCCGUGUGUCUUGUCUUGCUCGUGCUUUUGUUGUUUUGCCGUGUGUUUUCCCUCCUGGGUUCGUGCGUGGGAAUUCAAGGCACACACACACAUACACGAACACACACAAGACACAAGACACCACCAGCCCACCAUCCUUCCGCGGCGUGUGUUCAGCUUCACCUGCUGUUGUUCGUCCUCUCCACUUUCAUCUUCGCCUUCUCCACACCCAGCGACACCAACUCUCGGCGUCGCCCCAACCAAGAAGGCAACAGCGAGCCACCUGGACUUGACCUUGCUGGCGUGAACGUGCUGGCAUCCCUGUCGCCCGGAGUUCAUUUUCUCCCUUCGCCGAAUCUACACCAACCUGUCCCCUUCCGUCGAUCAUCCGAUCAUCCGCUCCCCUAUACUUUCUUGGAAGAACACGGCCCAAGAACUCCCGCACAUCACACCCUCCUUCACUUCACAAAAGCCGCAUCAAGUAGCUGCCCUGCCCUCGUCUCCUGCCCCGAGCCAUCCCUACACUACACCCACCCAAAAGGAUGGACCCCGUCAUGGCCCAAGAGACGGUGUGGCAGCUCUCCUCACAUGGCGCCGCCGUCGAGCUCCAGGCCCUGCUCAAGACAUUCCCCAGGGAGCAAGUGAAGGUGCUGCUGGACAACGCGGAUGACCUGCACCGCAUGGCCAUCCACCUGGCCUGCUACCACGGACAGACCGACGUCGUGCGGCUGCUGCUGUCCGUCGCGCCCAAGAUGCUGCACGUCUGCGACAAGGACCCCCUGCGCCGCGCCCUGCCCCUCCACUACGCCUGCUGGGGUGGCCACUGGCACCUGGUGCAGCUCCUCCUGGACGAGGGCGCCAGCAUUACCAGCGUGGACUGCGUGGAGAACACGCCGCUCCUGUACGCCGUCUUUGGCGGGAACCUGGACCUCGUCAAGCGCCUCGUCAAGAUGGGCUGCUCCUUGCGCGAGGUAAACAGCCGCGGCCACUCCGCCAUCAUCCAGGCCGCCUGCAACGGCCACCUCGACGUCAUGCACUAUCUCCUGGAGCACGGCGCGUCGCUGAGCGAGCGCGAUUCCGCAGGCAACACGUGCCUCCUCUUUGCCGCGUGGGGUGGCCACCUGCACGUCGUCAAGUGGCUGCUUUCCUCCGGCUGCAGCCUGGACGAGGUGUCAGACUCUGGCCACAACGCCCUCCUCUCCGCAGUCAACAGCGGCGCCACAGAUGUCGUCGCCUGGCUCGUGGAUGAGUACCACGCAGACCUUGGCAUGCGCAACAGCAACUCGGACACGUGCCUGCUGCUUGCUGCCUUUGGCGGCCAUAUGGAGCUUGUCAAGUGGCUCCUGGCACGCGGUGCAUCGCUCGACGAGCGCAACGAGGACGGUCUCGACCCGCUCCUCUCCGCAUGCAACGGCGGCCACCUGCACAUGGCCAAGUAUCUGGUGUCCCUUGGCUGCUCCCCGCGCGUCCGCAACGACGGCGGAUACACCCCGCUCAUCCUGGCUGCGUGCGGGGGACACAUGCAGCUGCUGCAGUGGCUGGUCUACGAACAGGGCUGCAGCCUUCACGACCGCACCAUCGACGGCGACUCGGCCCUCCUCCUCGCCUGCUACUGCGGCCACGCGGGCGCUGCAGAGUGGCUGCUGGACCACGGCGCGUCCAUCAGCGAGUACAACAAAGGCGGCAUGACCCCGCUCAUCUCCGCAGCAAACGGCGGCCACGCGGGCGUGUGCGAGGCGCUGCUGCACCGCGGCGCAAAGAUUGACGAGCGGGACCGCGACGGAUACACGGCCCUCCUGCUGGCGGCGCGACGCGGCCACCUGGAGUGCGUGCAAGUGUUGAUGAUGUACGGUGCAGACACGCACGCGCGCAUCAAGCACGGCCUCGACGCCGUCGCCCUGAGCUUUGAGCAGGACGAGACGCGCGAGUGGCUGCAGACCACGCAGGACAUGACGCCGCUGCAUGUGGCCGUGCUCAUGCAGAACAAGGCGCAGGUCUUGCGCCUGCUGCACCAGGGCCACUCCCCCGUCUGCCUCACCCUGCGCAACGAGGCCGUCACCCCGCUUGACCUGGCAACCCGUGAGCAGCCGCUGCUGCCCGCGCUUCCGGCACCGCAGCAGGACAUUCGCGUGCUCAUCAAGGCCGCCAACAUGCGCUGGUCCCCCUACACCCACUCGCUGUUUGGCCCGCGCACACGCCGCAACGUGAUGACUGUGCUGCUGCUUGCCCAGCGGUUGCCGCUCGACCGCCCGGACCUGCCGCUGCUGCCGGAGGAGAUGUGGCACCACAUCAUUGCCAUGAUGGGCCGGGACGACGACGACCACACCACCGCCAUGAACGAGGGGCCAACAGCUACCCUCGCCCCACCCACCCCCAACCGCUUCCGCGUCUCCCUCGUCUGACACGCGUGACGCGACAAAAGGCGUUUGUGUGUCAGGCAGGACCGGUGGAGGUUGUUCAAUGUUGGUCGGUCAUUGUGACCACGACGCCAUGGUGCAUGCAUGCAUGCGUGUGUGCGUGUAUGCAUGCACGAAUACAAAAGGAUGUGUUGGUUUUUCUUGCUUUUGUAUUAUUAUUCAGAACUAUCCGUCCCCCACCCUCUCUUCGCUCCAGUGUCCUUUUGUUUGUUCCUUUGUGUUUGAGCAAUGCUGUGUUUCUACAGUGUUGUGUCAACGUCUCAUGUCUCUCAUGUCACAUCACAUCACAAACGGCAUACUUUUGCUUUUCACUUUCCGCCAACUACGCGCCAUAGUGGACAGGUUCAGCUUGUACAUAUACUCUUCCAAUAAAAUCCGCUCCUCAACCCCG
Messenger RNA from Salpingoeca rosetta, 3197 nucleotides. RefSeq lists its product as uncharacterized. Bases 932 to 2791 code for a protein of 619 amino acids. Gene Ontology annotation, molecular function: protein binding. The transcript has 3 exons. Lineage: Eukaryota; Choanoflagellata; Craspedida; Salpingoecidae. The record is from RefSeq and is a predicted model, not a curated record.